AUAACCUCUUCUCCAUCGCCGUUUUGGAAUGAAUUUAAGACUUUCCUAGAAAUCUCAUAAACAUAAUGAAAAAGAAUAAGUCCACUCGUAUUAUCGGUCAAAAUGUGAUUCUAGUUCCAUAUAAGGAAAAACACGUUACGAGAUAUCACGAAUGGAUGAAAUCACCAGAGUUACAAUAUCUUACAGCCUCGGAACCAUUAACUUUGGCGGAAGAAUACGAAAUGCAAAAAGAUUGGCUACUAGAUGAGAAGAAAUGUACCUUCAUCAUUUUAGACAAAUCGAUUUUCGAAUCGACAGGGGAUGAAAUCGCUGCUAUGAUCGGUGAUACUAAUUUAUUCUUUAAUGAUAUGGAAUGUAAAUAUACGGCGGAAGCUGAAAUCAUGAUAGCAGAAAAAGAAAAUAGGAAUAAAAGAAGAGGGGGGGAAGCUGUAUUACUUAUGCUUCGUUACGGUAUAGAUGUCUUGAAUGUAAAAAGAUAUCGAGUUAAAAUAAUGAUCGAUAAUGAAAAGAGUAUAAAUAUGUUUCGAAAGUUGAAUUUUCACGAGGUCGAAAGAAGUGAAAUAUUUCAAGAAAUUACCAUGGAAAAUAACAUAAAUCAAGAAUGGAAGGAUUGGUUGUAUUUAGAAACAAUGAAUUCUUUAAUGGAUGAAUAUUACAAUAUACUCGUGGAUAACAAUAAGCCAAUACUCAAUAUGUUAUUCAGAUUAAGUAACUUUGCACGAAAAAGACCAUUGCUCUUGAAUUCUAUAACAUAUGGCUUUUUUUAUACAUGCGCUGAAUUUGCACAACAAAUCUAUAAUAAAAGAUUCCAGAUUAUUCAACCGGUGUCCACAUAUGGAGUAGAACUACAAAAUAUCGAUAGACCAAUACUUUCAUGGUUACGAAAGUGCAAUAAUUUUUUAGGUUUAUUAGAUCAUGAAUCUACGAUGUCAACACAACAAUAUAAUUGGCCACGUCUUAAAAGAUAUGCUAUUUAUGGUUUUUUUUUAGCAGGACCAUUGUUGCAUGGAUGGUACAAAUGGUUAGAUACAUUUUACAAAGGCAAAUCUUUAAAAUUGGUUUUAACUAAAUUAUUUCUUGAUCAAUUUAUAUUGACACCACCAUUGGUCUGUCUAUUUUUUAUCAGUAUGAGUUUGAUGGAAAGUAAAUCUGAUAUAUUUGAAGAAUGUAAAACAAAGUUUCUUAAAACUUUUCAGACAUCAUGCCUAUUUUGGAUACCUGUACAGUUUUUCAAUUUUGUAUUAAUUCCUCCUACUCUACGUAUCACAUAUGUUAGUAUUGCAGCAUUAUGUUGGGUGAAUAUUCUUUGCUAUAUAAAAAAUGUGCCUUUAGUUAAAUUUAAUGAUAAAAAUUAACGUAAAAAUACGUUACUUCCUUUCUCUCUCUCUCUCUCUCUCUCUC
This is a messenger RNA of Vespa mandarinia (Asian giant hornet), 1401 nucleotides long. RefSeq names its product N-acetyltransferase 9-like protein. Gene Ontology annotation, molecular function: N-acetyltransferase activity. Lineage: Eukaryota; Metazoa; Arthropoda; Insecta; Hymenoptera; Vespidae. The record is from RefSeq and is a predicted model, not a curated record.